This is a messenger RNA of Panonychus citri (citrus red mite), 2007 nucleotides long. It is a transcript of the gene Kap-alpha1, whose product is annotated as importin subunit alpha-7-like. Gene Ontology annotation, biological process: NLS-bearing protein import into nucleus. The transcript has a single exon. Gene Ontology annotation, molecular function: nuclear import signal receptor activity; protein binding. The record is from RefSeq and is a predicted model, not a curated record. The coding region runs from base 236 to 1834 and encodes 532 amino acids. NCBI's taxonomy places the organism in Eukaryota, Metazoa, Arthropoda, Arachnida, Trombidiformes, Tetranychidae. Gene Ontology annotation, cellular component: cytoplasm; nucleoplasm; nucleus.
UGAGAAAAGCUUUUUGUUUGUUGAUUAGCUAAUUGUUACUACCUGUUAAUUUGUUUAUUGGUUUAUUUUUUAUUUCUCAACAAUUAAUAAUCAUUUAGUCAACAGGUUGUUGUUCAUCUUAAGGUUUAUUUGGGUGUUAAAAUAACCUUUGUUUCCGUAUCCUUUUUAUUUCUGCGUCUUUUGCUGUAUUUGUCUUUGUUCUCUCUCAUAUUGGUUAGCUUUUUUUUUCUCAACUAUGUCUGGUCCAUCAAAUGUUGCCCCUCAUCGUCAACGGUAUAAAAAUACAGCAUUAGAUGCUCAAGAGUUGCGAAGACGACGAGAGGAAGAAGGUGUUCAGUUGAGAAAACAAAAAAGAGAAACUGAGCUCUACAAGCGUCGUAAUCUUGCUGAUACAAGUGGUCUUGAUGAUGACAUCGUUCCUGGAUCUGACCUUGGUGGUCAAUCCGGUCAAGUGUUCGCCAUCACCAGUGAAAUGAUCGAAGCUCUUUACAGUGAUAAUGUUGCUGCUCAGCUGCAGGCAACACAGAAUUUUCGAAAAUUGCUGUCGAAGGAGCCAAAUCCGCCGAUUGACGAGAUCAUCAACACAGGAAUCGUGCCUAAAUUUGUUGAAUUUUUAAAACGGGACGAAAAUCCAACUCUUCAAUUUGAAGCUGCUUGGGCCUUGACAAAUAUUGCCUCAGGCACUUCAUCACAAACUCGCAAGGUUAUUGAGGCUGGUGCCGUUCCUGUUUUCAUCCACCUGUUGUCUUCAAAGGUCGAAGAUGUUCAAGAACAAGCAGUUUGGGCUCUUGGUAACAUCGCUGGUGACAGUCCUGAAUGUCGUAAUUUUGUUCUGGAUAACGGUGUUUUGUCUCCAUUGUUGCAACUUUUAACGACCUCCUCCCGUCUCUCAAUGACACGCAACGCGGUUUGGACAUUGAGCAACCUGUGCAGAGGUAAAAAUCCGUUCCCAAAUUUUGAACAGGUGUCCCCCAGUCUAACUGUCCUUUCAAGGCUCCUCUACAACAAUGAUUCCGACGUUCUUGCCGAUGCCUGUUGGGCUCUUUCAUACCUUAGUGAUGGACCCAACGAAAAGAUUCAAGCCGUCAUCGAUUCUGGUGUUUGUCGACGACUUGUUGAGCUUUUACUUCACAGUAGUCAGGCAGUGGUUUCGGCAGCUCUAAGAGCAGUUGGUAAUAUUGUUACCGGUGAUGAUCUUCAAACACAAAUAAUUUUAAAUUGUAAUGCGUUAUCUCAUCUUAAAAAUCUGUUGACUUCUACUAAAGAAACGAUCCGCAAGGAAGCAUGUUGGACCAUCUCUAACAUCACCGCAGGAAACAAGUCGCAAAUUCAAGCAGUGAUCAAAGAAGACAUUUUUCAAACUUUGAUCCACCUGUUAACAAAUGCAGACUUCAAGAUCAGGAAAGAAGCCGCUUGGGCGAUCACCAAUGCAACAUCAGGUGGUUCAGCUGAACAAGUAAAAUAUCUAGUAGAACUUGGUUGCAUUCCUCCGAUGUGCGAACUGUUGACUGUUACCGAUCCGAAAACCAUACAGGUGGCCCUGAAUGGAUUAGAGAAUAUCCUUAAGUUUGGUGAACCGAACAACAAAGCAAAUCCUGGUGCCAUUAAUCCAUAUGCUGUGGCAAUCGAAGAGUGUUUUGGUCUUGAUAAGAUUGAAUAUUUACAAUCACAUGAGAAUGUUGAAAUUUACCAAAAGGCUUAUGAUAUAAUUGAAAAAUAUUUCGGUGCCGAUGAUGAAGAAUCAGCAAUCAAACCGGAAGUUGAUCAGGACAACCACCAGUUUCGAUUCACAACGGAUGAUCCAAAUGCUGGUGGUCAAUCAUUCGCUUUCUAAUCAUUUGAUGUAAAUCAUUCUCCGAUUGUCUUUUACUCUUUUUUCUCCUGUUUUCUCUCUAUUUCUCUUUCUCUCCCUUUAUUUGUUUCUCUCUCUAUCUCUCUCUCUCUCACACACACAAACUAACACUAUUUCUAAUUCUGAUUAAAAGAAUAAAAAGUUGAAACAGCUAA